Toxorhynchites rutilus septentrionalis is the source of this 9743-nucleotide messenger RNA. RefSeq lists its product as uncharacterized. The transcript is spliced from 4 exons. NCBI's taxonomy places the organism in Eukaryota, Metazoa, Arthropoda, Insecta, Diptera, Culicidae. Gene Ontology annotation, biological process: adenylate cyclase-activating adrenergic receptor signaling pathway. Gene Ontology annotation, molecular function: G protein-coupled receptor activity; dopamine neurotransmitter receptor activity, coupled via Gi/Go. Gene Ontology annotation, cellular component: membrane. The coding region runs from base 2713 to 5022 and encodes 769 amino acids. The record is from RefSeq and is a predicted model, not a curated record.
GUCUCACGCGGAUGCUCCGAACACUGUUGUGCUGAAAAGUGAGUGAUCGAAAUUUUCGAUCUACCCCAAAAAAAGGACACAAAAAGUGCACACGUGGGUAACAGUUGACCCAAUUGACCGACCGAAUGACUCGUCGAAUGUUUCGGUCCGGAAUCUGAGUCAAGUGAAGGUGGUGAAAAAUUCAACGCAACAAUUAAAUACACAAAAUUAUUACGGCCAUUAGUUUGGUGAUGAAGUUUAGGAGAACAGUGAAAUGUAAGGAAGGAACGAAAUAGCAAAAAUUGAGUGAAAUUGCAUUGAUAUAGCUGUGAAUGAUUGUCAUAAGCAUGAUUCGCAUCAUGUAUUUUGUUUUCGCCUUAUAUUUACAUUUGGUUUUCACAACGCUGUCGUGUACAUUGACUAGCAUGAAGACUGAAAAGUGCGGUGGCAUGUUCGGUGACGUACGGUUAAACCAGUUCUGAUUUCAGUGGUAAAUGAACUUGGGAGAAAAAAUAAACAUGAGAAAUGUCAGCCAAGUUUCAGAGAAUGUCUACUUUACACAUCGAACGCAGAGCAGUAAUGGACUAGGCGUCUCCAUACACACAGUGAUCAGUUUGAUUGGAUCGGAGGCAUUGCUCAUCGUUUUCCACCGUCCGUAUGUUAUAUGUGAACGAUCUCCAAGCGUGGUCAGAUUCGUCUCUUCCUUUUCCUCUGGUGGAAACACAAAUUAAAAAUAGACGCGUACGUGUAUGUGUGUGCUCCCAUUGGACAACGUGGGGAAAAAUAGUUGUAUUUUUCUCUAAUGUCCUUGUGGAGGAGUGUAGAUGACAUGUGUUCGCGCUGAAAUGUUUAUUAACUUCGCAAAUAAAUGAGAAGAGCUGCUGCUGCUGCUAGUGAAAACGAGCAUUGUCGGAUGACGGAACAUAAGAGCUGUACGUGGCGAAAAAUUAAUCAUCGCAGCAUGAAAUUUGAAGUUUUCCCUAUCAGAUAGUGUGAGUGAUGUUGAAAACAAAUUUGUGGGGUGUGACCCCCGGAAGUGUGCUAAAAUAGUUGUUUUGUGUAUACUUUCAGAAAGUGAGGAGGAGUGUUGAACUUAGGUAGAAACUAGACUAUAGGAAAUAAACGCAGUGAAAACUCGGGCGUUCAAAAGGAUGCUUCUACUAAGUGGUCCAUGUCGCAAAUGCACAGGGAAGAACUAGGUGCCGGGAAGUGACUGACUGGCAUCAUCAAAGAGUGCAGAAAAUAGGACAAAGAAAAGCUUAAUUGUGCUUGAAAACAAAAGCGGGUCGUCCGCUCAAGUGGUUGCGAUUCUCGAAAGAUUCGGUGGGAAAUUUGUUGCGAUGAAUUUUCUCUCGUAGAACGCAUCUGGUUUCAAAGUUUUGUGUUCUGUCGUGUAUGCGGAGCCGCAAGAGCCACUGUUGUACCUGGAACACGAUAAGGAGUGGAAAACCCCAACUGGUAGUACGUCACCAUUAAAGAAAUGUGACAUUGGUUUCGUUUGAACUUCGCUCGCUAGGAUGUGCAUUUCGAUGCCAGGAGACCGUUACGGAGAUGCAAAUUUACGCUGUACCCUUUAACUAUGAUUUAAUAAAUAAAUAAACCAAGACGAAGGGAAACAGGAGAUUAAGGAUCAAAGCGAUCAAAGCUGUUGAGAUUACUCAAAUUAAAGCGAAAGUUUUAAUAUUAGAGGAAGGGAAAUGGGAAAUGGGAAUUGCAGGUACCUCAUGCGCUACGGCACACAUUGCGCUCCAGCACACGCGGCCGUAAACUGAACUUGAACUUCUUGUAGCGAAAAUUCGAUCCUGUGAAUAACUACUCAUAGGAGGACUGUCGAGAUAAAGAGCUAGAGAACGACCAACAUUGGCGGCUUCAACCGAAAGGGGCAAAAAAAGUAAACAACUUUAAAGCAUGAAUGUGAAAUUUACGUCAACCAAGCCAAUUUUCCUAAGGAGCAAACCGAAAAAUGCGUCCGCCAUGAGCGCAAAUUCCAAAUAACACUAACCUGGCUCUUCGAAUUUGCACAGUCACAACACAAACGAACCACGCAGACGACAGUGCGGCUGUGUGGAAACCGAGCCGAAUGUAAAUAAGAAUUCGUAUUGGAAAAAAAACAGACGACCGUAACUUCGGCUUUCGGCGAGAGCGAUCGGGUCCACACAGCACGCGGGAAACAACCCGACGCCGACAACACUACGAAAGGUUGGGCUUAUCCAGACAGCAGUCAGUUUAGUCGGUGCUCGGCAAGGUAUCGGUGCGGAUUCAUUGCUUCAUUCAUCAGAAGACUGUCGCGCGACGAGCAAGUGUUUUCUCGGAAGCAGUGCUUGAAUAAGUUAUUUCCUUUGUGGAACGAAAUACGAAACGUGAAUCGCCCGAAAGAAUAACAACAUAAAGUAGGAGAAAACGGUGUGAAGAAUAAUUUGAAAAAAGUGCGACCAGAUCUCAGUGAUAUUGAAAUCAGUUCAAUUUCACCAUCAGAUGAAGGCAAGAAGGCAGUGAAAGAAAAGUAUCUCAGUUACGAUCAACUCAUAUCAAUUUGCGAAGUUUUCGUUCUGGAGUCGAAAAGCAGAAUGCGAAGCGUUGUGAGUUUUGUGAUUGAAACAAUGAAACAUCGAUACCAUUAACUAUGGAUACGAUAUAGUGCGCAGAAAAGGACAAAAUAUGAUGUUUGUGAAAAGUGUACACAAAAAUGAGGAAAUCAACUCAGACACCGGGAAGUGAAACUCGUGUGGCACAAUGUUAGCCAUAGACUGCCUGGUCGGUGGAUUACUACUCAGUUCGAUCGGUGUGAACAUCCUCGCACUUGGUGCUUUCUGGGUCACCCCUAGUCUUCGAACAACGGCGAAUCGGUUCGUGAUUAACUUGCUGAUUGUAAACUUGGUAUGCUGUAUAAUACUGGGCCCAUCAUUACUGUUGAAUGCAUUUACAUCGCAAUCGUCAGUUUCACCAUCGGCAGCGGUGGUACUGGCCACGGACACUGCCCCAACGUCUACAGCAACAGCAGCAUCGACCUCCGGAAAUGGCAGUGUUACCGCAGUUGAGCAUUUAUUCGCGAGCUUAAAAAACGCCACCGCUGGAGAGGACAGUGCCACUCAAAAUGUAAAUAACAACACCGAUAGAAUAGUGAAAUGUAGGAAUGCUCCCACCAUCGAAUGUGAUACUAUAUUGAUAAGAAGUAAUGUAAAUAUUGAAAGUGUGCUGCAAGCUAAAUCGCGCCGAGAUGAUGUAAUCGAUUCAAAGCUGACGCUCACAAAGAUAAGAUGCUGGGGGCUCGACUUGGUUGUUGCUCUCGGCGCUCUUUCGGUCCUGCUGGUGGUUGGUGAUACCUGGUGUGCAGUUACUGAUCCUUUGCGGUACCAUUCUCGAAUCUCUGAGUUGAAAGCAUGGGCGUUCAUCGCAACAACCUGGCUGCUGGGAAUUGCUUUCGGUAUAGCUUCCGGAUUCCGAGGUGACCAGAAAAAUAUAACGCUGUUCAACAAUCGACUAACAAGCGCUGAAGCAGCGGCAGCUUUUGAAGCUAGUCAUUUGAGUAGGAAUCUAACGACCUCCCAGCGUGAUAAUGGGCUCAUAAAUCAUCUCAACAUUUCGGAGGAUUUGUACAACACCAUCUUCUCCUACACGUAUUUCGUGAUUGUGAUUCUGCUGCCGUUCGGUCUAGUAUGUGGCAUGUAUUGGCGAAUAUUCUCUGAGGCACGAGAGAGUGGCCAGCGAAUGAGACAGAAUGGGUCUUCUCCGCUUUUGCAGAGUGCGCUGAAUUUGGUGUCGGUUUCCGCCCAAAAACAGGCGGCAAAGCAAGUGGAACUAUUGCGCCAACAAACCGACCGUGACGGUUGCGAUGGCCUGACAAUGAAAAUCGAUAAACAGAUUCAUUAUGAGGAUGAAACCAUCACAGUAAAUAGUAUUGAACACAGCAGUAGUAUUAAACAUCAAGAUUCGUGUCUCAAGCCGUUACUGCAACAGUCACCAUCACCAACACCCGUUCAUCAGCCCAAGCACCACGAGGACGGCAACUCAGCAACAGUACAAAUAGAGAAUAAUAUCACGCUAGGACCACUAGCCACACCACCGAGCAAGCCGAAAACAUCUUUGAAACAACAAGACACCAAUCUCAGCAUUAUGCAGGCACCAUUCGCCAGUACCCUGCUACAAAAACAGGGCAAAAUUAGGCGCAAUCACAGUGCUGGCAGGCUUGUUAGUUUUAGCGAACAAAACCAGGAGCUACGACCGGGCUUGAGACAGGUCCAUUCGACUCCAAAUUUCCAGAAAUUUGCAGCGCCGGAGUUUGACCACAUCGGUAACCAUCACAUUCUCUCCCUGCCAGCGGUUCAUGUGCCUCCCAAAGCGCUGAGGUACAUGACAUCAAUCCGACAUCGACUCUCGAACGCUUCUUCACUAUUCAAAUAUCGUGAAGAAUCCCGUGCGGCUCGCAUAAGCAUCCUGGUGAUAAUUAUGUUUCUAGUCUCGUAUCUUCCUUACGGGAUUCUAGUGCUGAUGCAGGGUCACGUGGAUCUGUUUCUCGUGUCGGAUCAAGCACUAUUGGCGAUCUUCACCGUGGUGAUUGCGAAUCUCAGUUCACCGUUCAUCUUUGCCUACCGCAACAAACGGGUGCGUCGAGGCGUUAGGCGCCUCCUCGGCAUCGACAAAAAGACUAAUGAGCGCCUGCAGAAGCUCACUUGCAGUAAUACCAACUUCAACAAUAACAAUCACUACAAUGCCAAUAUUAGCUUUCACAACGCCGCCGCUAAUGGGACCGACGGAGGAGCUACCAAUGGUCAGAUUGCUGCCCACAAGUCCCACAAAGUGCGCAUCGCUGGCCUGUCGAGGAGCGGCAGUUCGAGCAAAUAUCUCACCCCAAACCACGCGGCGGCGAUGGCCGUUGCCAACGGAUACAUGGUGGAAUUCGAGCGCUACCCUUCGGACGAGCUGAACAGUUUGUGCAUUCAGAAGAAAUCGAUACUUAAACGAGUCUGUGAUAGCUCACGUAAGUGGGGCUGCAAUUUUGCUACUAAUUCCUGUACCAGUAACGAUGAGCAAACGGAAGUGUAGCUAUAAUUUCUCCUUCCCUACAAUUUUGGACGCUUUAUACCGUUUCAAUUGUCUCACACCCCCUAAGCAUCAUUCCAUCACGAUCCAACUCCUGCCGCUAUAUUAUGACCUUUAAUUAUACCUUGGCGUGAGCGAUUCUACACAACUGUCACUUCUUUAUUGAUCUGUCGUCCUUCGGUAUCACGCGCUUCUCAUCUAGCAAACCUGAAAAAAACCCAAUGUAAUUCGAAUCGGUUUCCCAAAUGGGAGCAAAUGAUGCGAAAAACGUUCAUAUCCAGACUGCCCCCAUUCGAACCCUGGGAGGAGCAAUGGGAUGCAUUAUCUGAGCUUUCUUUUGCUUCUGUCUGUGGAAGAUUCUGCGGUGAGCAAAUUUUCCAUGAUUCGCUAUUUGCAUAAAAGAUAGAUUAAAACAGAACGGAGCUAAUUUGCAUUCCGUAUAGGCCACCUUCUGGCCGUACUUGGGGCAAAUAAAGAACCAGCAUGCAUUUGCAUGCAUUUAUUAAAGCAUUUCCUAGGGAACCCCAUCAUUCUCGUACCAGUGGAGGGACGGAGAGUAACGACUAGGCGAAACUAUCUGCACAACACCGGACACUAAAAAUAGGUUACACUGCUCAUUUUUCCUCAUUGUCCGUUUGGAAUUUUCCAUUUCCAGUGUAUAGUACCUCCAGGAGCGGAUGGCUAGCAAAAGCGAAAAGUGUGAUAAAAUCUUAUAGCUGGGUGAUAUUAAUUGACCCAGUCUGGUGUUCAAGGAACGUGCGAUAAUUGUGGCUUUAAGCCAGCAGCCACAGGAGUCGGCCUGGCACAAAAUUCAAUUUAAGAAGAUGGCGUUCGACUUGUUCGUGUCAGAGCUAUAUCCAACGAUAUAUACUGUUCAGGCACGUGCGUAGACGUGCAGCAAUCGGACGGAAGGUAAAACACCGAGAGCCGUGUUUUAUCUCUGGUCGUCCCAUUUUUGACGUGCAAUAUUAUAUACAGGUUAUGCUAAUGGAGCAAGCAGCACAUUGCACAAGUGUGACCGAUCUGUGGGGCAGGUUUAAAAAGAAAUAGUUCGCGAACACUUUACUUGGCAUCUUCGGUGGGGUAAAAAUAGUGUGCUAGCACAUCCAGACUAGCACUAAAUAAGCAUGACAGAUGGGAUGGCGCGUUCGAAUGUUCUGUGGACAUCUUCGGGUAUAAAUAUUCGUGAGAAUGACAAUAUGAGUUAUAGUUUUGUUCUGAAUGUUGUCACUGAAGAUUAAUUUCUAUGGACAUUAUGAUACGAUCAUUUGAACGAGACUGAAAUUUUGGCGUAGGACUACGAAAUUAUUUUAUUCAAUUAGCUGGUUUAUUAUUCCCUAUAUUCUUUUAGAAUGCAUUAAAAUUUCAUGAUAGUAGAAGGUUUUGGUGACCCUGAAAAGGGCCGAUGAUUCUGUAGAAGCAGUUGAAGACGGUUGAUUGAUGAUUCAUUCUUGCUGGCCGUAUGUUGCAAUUUAUUUCCGUAUAUCAAUGUGUGCAUUGCACUUUUUUUUUCGCAGUGAACCCACACUUGUUCACAGGAUCACAGGCGCUGUGUCUACUGAAAAAAAUGGCACCAAUGUGUCGCACAGUUUUCUGAUAGAAACGAACCUCUAGACGAGUGAACUUGCAAGUCCACAGCAGAAAUUCUUUUGGGAAAAUAGUUCUGAAAAGAGCUGAUAAGUUGACUUCUUCUGCUUGGUAAACGGUGGAAUAGAGCACCUUGUGACAGCAGCAAAGCAGAUAAUGAUGACGUUUUGAAGUCUAAGAUGCUUUAAACUUUCCAGUUUAAUCGCUUCUAGCUUUGAAAAUGAACAUUUUGAAACACUCAAAAUAUACCGUCGACCUUGAGAAAGGCCAUUUGGAAACUGGUGAAUCGUGAAUGAGCGAAGCAGAAACACAUGCGCUGUUUUUGACGUAGGACUACGUCUUUCGUUUCUGUGCUAGGCUGCAAAAUUAAAAUUUCGAAAACGAUAGCGGAGUGCAAGGUUUUGAGCGUUAACACCUUUUUGACGGCUGAACGAAACGGUAUGAGAAUCACUUCAUUCAGAAAAAAAGGGUUACGAGUGAUGUACGUUACUCAUUGACUGAAAAACUUGUUUCAUAAGUUCGAAAACUUUUUUGAAUACAAGCUUCAGAAAUCACAACAAUCUCACUCAUUGACGAUGCAUGUAAGUCGAGGACACUAGUAUUCGUAUGCAUUUGAACACAGGAAUGUGUUUUUCUAACACGAACGCAAAACCAGAGAGCCAGCGGAAAUCGUCAUUGAAGAUACAUGCAAGCUGCGAAGAAUUUCGAUGUCAUCGGGCCCUGUCAGGGCUACCAAGUACUUGUACUAAGGAGUACUUAAUUCUUAAAUUUCUAUAAUGUCCGUUCUCGCCUCAAUUUCAAUUUCGUAGUCCCACGUUAACAGUGCGGUAGUUUCUUGAACACCACCCUUCUAGUUGUUUUUCCGUACAGGUUGUGACAGGAAAAUUGGAACUCCUGUUACUGAAACUGGAUGUUGAUUUUCGUAUAUACUGGCUGACAGAAGAAUCACACAGGGGUGCGGCUUGCGUUGUAAUGCUUCGCUUCUCUUCUUGUGAUGAAAUGUUUCGCUUUGCUUAAUCACUUACAUUUUUUCUUUGUAUCGAGAAGACCGGUGCACUAGGAAAGACUGUUGACUACCUGCUAGUUGGUGUAGGACUCUGAUUUGUAAUCGUCAACGGAUUAUCAGUAUCAAAUACGUUGAGAACGGACGGAGCAUAAUAUUGUGAUUGUCAUACCACUUCAUCCAACCGGCGGAGGGAUAUUAACGCUCAAAACCAUGAAUCUCAAACGUAACACAUUCGUUUUCGAAACAUUGAGCUUGCAAACCAGUACAGUAAUGCAUUUGAUAACGGAAUCCUAACCAAACAUCAAAGUUACGCAUUUGUUACUUUGUUUGAUAAAGCAAGGGUUCGUUUGGAACAUUCUAGCGUUGAAGAAUGACAGCAGGAGAAGGAAAAAGUUAUUCAAUAGUCGAAGAUGUCACUCAUUAUUUUGAGAUCAAGCUGAAAUGAGUAACAUAUGAAAAGUUAGGAGCACUUUAGAAAAGUGUCCGAAUAGUCUUUGCAUUCAGAAGACGUACAAAUCACUUGUUCUUAUUAGAUUGCCAUUCACGACAAUCAUAUAAAAUGAUUAACAUGGACGAUCAAAGAUGUGGUGGAUGAGGUUAUAAUAAAAGAGCAAUACUAACAGGUUGGUUUGAAAUACGACCAAGCCAAUUUAGAAUUUUAAUUUAUGAUAAAAUUGUGUCACUUUAUUAUGACAAAUGGAUAUGGAACCGGCAUUUUUAGCUAGAUUUUCGCAUAACUGUUACAACAUCUUCCCCCAUCACAACGGCACCGAUUUCCCCGAAACAAGCUAGUUCUUCUCAAAACGUAUAUCGCCGCACGCAAAUUAAUCCCACCCACGCCAAUACAAACCCCGCAACAGAUCAAAACUGCCGAAAUCGUUCUUCUCCAGCAGUCCUAUCCUAUCGCUCACGCUAACUUCAAAACCAGUUAUCGACUUCCGCACUUCGUACUGUCAUACUUUCGACAUCAGAAAACCCCCCGCGCGCGCUUCGUAACCCAUUCCAGCGCCGUCACGGAAUUAUAAACGCCCGGCUGAGGCACAUGAAACGAAGCUCUUUCUGGUUGACCUUCCGAAAAUCAACACUCAACAGGUGCUACAUUGUUGCUGAACCGAGCUGUAAUAGAUAAACCAUGGCCAAAUAGUUAAACGUUUCUUAUCGGAUGGUAAAGAUAUAAAAUCUGCCAAGGGCCUAGAAUGAUGUAACCCAACUGCUAGUUUUUUAAGUAUAUUAGCACAUUUCUUAGAAAAGCGAGAAACUUUAGGUUUAGCUCAAACUGAAAAUCUCUUAUUCGAUCCUUUAAGGAAGCUUACAGGCGAACGAUAUUCUAUAUGAAACAGAUGCUUUAAUAAUUAGGAACACUAGAGAUUAGCUGAGGCAAAUCAAAAUCAUAAUGAUCUUCAUUAGGAGCCCGAACAAUGACGAAAAUGGUGCUUGAGUGUAUGCAUUUAGUUUGUACUAGAUAAGCGUCCUACAUUUGGAGCGAAUGUAAACAAGCGAACUAAACUGUGUAUUUAAACAUUGUUAGCGUGUGUCGAUUGAUGUAUUUACCUACUAAAAAUAUUAUUUACAUGAAACAGAAAUCACAAGAUUGACUAUAACGAAAAGCAGGGUGUCUAAAUGAGUAUUUUAUCUUUAAUUCGCUAUGAAGUAAAAGUAACGAUGUUAAACAGCAGCAAAAGCCCUCAAUCAUCAGUGUGUCCUCUAUGUGACAAGGUGAAAUGCAAGCUUCUCGGGCGCUGUCAAUCGCCUAUGGCAAUUGCACAAUACCAUCAGCGGUGACAUUCAGAAAUUAUUCAACACUACAUACCUUGGAAACGUAAUUAGCGGCGAAAAGAAUGCAAUUUACCCAUCAUACGAGUUGGGGCUUUUGCAAUGUAGAUAUAACCUAACAGUUCACUCAUACAUAUACCACCACAAGCAAAAAUAUUGACUGUUUUGAUGUCUAUACGAACGAACGAAACUAAAACAACAUCCAAUUGCAGAAGAGUAGAAAAAAUCAACGUGGAAAAACACGAGUUAUAGAGUAAAAACCAACAUCACUCACACACACACACAGACACAAACACACACACACACACACACACACACACACACACACACACACACACACACACACACACACGUAAAA